Messenger RNA from Fusarium keratoplasticum, 699 nucleotides. RefSeq names its product Flavin-Reduct domain-containing protein. NCBI's taxonomy places the organism in Eukaryota, Fungi, Ascomycota, Sordariomycetes, Hypocreales, Nectriaceae. Gene Ontology annotation, molecular function: FMN binding. The transcript has a single exon. Bases 1 to 699 code for a protein of 232 amino acids. The record is from RefSeq and is a predicted model, not a curated record.
AUGUAUUACGAACCUGGAAACAUCCCCCACGGCCUCCCCCGUGACCCCUUCAAGGCAUGCGUCGUCCCCCGCCCCAUCGGCUGGAUCUCCACCAUCUCCGGCACAGACCCGGACACGCACAACAUCGCGCCCUACUCGCAGUUCAACAACCUCACCUUCGACCCGCCAUACGUCAUGUUCUCGGCCAACCAGAAGCCCGACUCGCAGCGCAAGGACACGGUCCGCAACGCCGAGCUCACGGGCAAGUUCUGCUGGAACCUGGCCACCUGGGACCUCCGCGAGGCCGUCAACAUCUCAGCGCAGCAGGUCGACUACGGCGUGGACGAGUUUGAGCGCGCGGGGCUCGAGAAGGAGUACAGCCGCGCGCUGCCGGGUGAUCCUGUGCCGAUGGUCAAGAACAGCCCCGUCAAGUUUGAGUGUGUCUACCACACAACUCUGCGGCUGCCUGCUAGGCCGCCGAUGGGGACAGUUGACGUCGUCAUUGGUAGGGUGAUUGCGGUGCAUAUCCGGGACGAUGUCUUGACCGAUGGCAAGUUGGAUGUUUCCAAGACGCACCCUAUUGCUCGAUGCGGGUAUUUUCAGUAUGCGGUGAUUCGGGAGACGUUUGAGAUGAUUAUUCCGGGUAUGGAUGAGGCAACGCACGCGGGGUUGGAGGGGAGCAGUAAGAUACAUCAGAAGAUUCAAGAUGUUCACCUAUGA